Eriocheir sinensis (Chinese mitten crab) is the source of this 1084-nucleotide messenger RNA. RefSeq lists its product as uncharacterized. The coding region runs from base 143 to 1084 and encodes 313 amino acids. The record is from RefSeq and is a predicted model, not a curated record. Lineage: Eukaryota; Metazoa; Arthropoda; Malacostraca; Decapoda; Varunidae. The transcript is spliced from 6 exons.
CAGGGUGACAGCACGGAGGCACAGUUUUUAAGGACAAUAGGAGGCACUUACAGGAUAUUCCUCUUUUGUAGGUCACAUGUAAGGACCUGAAUGAUUCUUCUUCUGUUUGAAGUUCCAGGCAGGUAAUCUUCUCAACGAGAAGAUGAUAGGGAAGCUGAUUCCUCCAGUGGGAAAACAACUUCUCUUCUUUCGGGAGCAGGCUACUUUGAAGGACCCAACUAGUCUUUCAGUGCUGGAUACCCAACCUAAAGGUGGAAGAACGUCACAGCCAACUCAUGACGCAGUGGAAGCAAGAGCAAGUACUCCAGUGAGCAGUAUAUGUGGAGAGCCAUCGUUAUCAUCUCUAACAGACACUUUACUGUCUGAUGAGGAGGAAGUGUCUCAGCCACCUUCCACAGUUAUCAAUGACGAGACCUCUGGUGACCUUUGGAAUGAUUUGCAGAAUUACAAACUGCCUCUUUUUCCGCCAUGCGUAAAGACCCUCUUACAAACAAGAAAAAGUCCACAAGAUUACCUGCCUGGAACUUCAAACAGAAGAAGAAUCAUUGAGGUCCUUACAUGUGACGUACAAAAGAGGAAUAUCCUGACACCUUCAAAACAGGGAUACACCAACCUACUAGAUGCCCUGUUUAGUGAAUAUCCACACAUUGGAGACCCAAAAUGUUGGAGGAUGUCCCUUCGUACCAAGAUGAAAAACAUUCGAGUGCCACUAACAUCACACAACACUGUGAAAAUUCUUAAAGAAAAAUUUGGCUGUCCAGUAACAGGAGGUCGGAAAAGUACGGCAUUGUCAGAAAAGGAAGAAGUUCAACCACGCAAGAAAAGGCAAAAGCUCAAGGUUGAUUUGGAGGGACAUGAAGAUGAUGAGGUGACUACACGCGCCCACAUAGAUGCACUGAAUGCAGAAUUGAGAAAAGGGUCACCUGAUCUUGCAGUGAUUGCUGUAAAAAUGGACAGAACAUUUGUCUACCGUUGGAAAAGGAUCAACGAUCAACGUUUGUCAGUGGCUGACAUCAUCUCAGAGUUUCCAGCCCUGAGGCGAAGAAAUUUUCUUGCAGGGAAGCUGAACGACAUGGUAUUUUGA